Molecule: messenger RNA, 2720 nt
Organism: Prorocentrum cordatum
Lineage: Eukaryota; Dinophyceae; Prorocentrales; Prorocentraceae
Source: the annotation of a GenBank genome assembly
UGUUGGUCAAGUUGGAGGGUGCGAGAUGGAUCUGGUCUGCCCCCGACUUCUCGGUGCGGGCGGGCGACUUGUCAGAUCGAGCGGCCGUGGUGUCGAUGAUCCCGCUGCAGCGCGACUCGCCGUACCCUCCCAACUUGCAUGUGUACGGAUUCGACAACCCGAUUGACGCUCAGGACCUGGCGAGGAUCAGAGCAGAGGGUCGGGCGCUCGCGGAGAUCCUCGGAGCGCCCGUCGCCGCCGUGGCAGGUGCGGCUGUGCCCGACGGCGCCGUGUACAUGUAUUCGGACCCGUCGUGCAAGUUCUUCGCGGAGGAGGUUGACGACAAUUUGCUGGGCUCAGAGGCGACGACCGUGGCGAGAGGCCCGGUCGCGCUCGUGAAGCGCGGCGACGAGUGGAAGACGGCGGAGCGGGUCCCCCCGAGGGACAAGCUACGCUGGAUGCAGGAGAAGUUGUGCGGCGAGAGCAGAGAUUCGAGAUUGCUACCCUUGCGGCUGGAUCCGACCACGCAGACGCGCUCAACGACCUUGAGGGAGGCCGUCAAGUUGCUGAAGCAGUCGAUGCAGGCCGACGGGUUCCCCUUCCAGAAGAGUCGUUCGAUCUUGGAGUUAACCAAGGGAGUGGCGGCGUCUGGGCACGAGUUCGGCACGUGCCACACUUUCUGGGUGAGAAGCAGUACGGUGGGAGAGCGUACGGCGGUCGCCAUCGAGCAUUUCCACUUGCUGACGCUGCUGCACAUGAUGGUGUGUUAUGAUCAGUUGAACUUGCCUAACAUGGCCGCGGCGGAGUUCGCGUCGCGCCGGGCGCUGAUGAUCCAGCGGGCAGUGCGCCGCAAUCCUCGGAACCCCGAUUUCGAAGGCCUCGACUCGUUCAUGGCUCACGCCUUCGACGCCAGCGGAGGAGUGGUCACGACGCAGUUCGAUCAGGAGAUGGCCGAGAUGCGCAAGACUCAGGCCAUUAUCAUGAAGAGCGAUCGUUUGUUGAAGGAGGAGUUUGAGGCCGACUCGAAGCGCCAGAAGGACGGCAACCACAAGGACAAUAACAAGGACAAGAACAGCGACCCGAAAGGGUCGCAGGGAGGACGAUGGCUCUACGGCCCCGGGGUGGCGCCGUUCGCCGCGGCGGCACCCCGUAUCAUGAUCCCCGCGUGGGAACGGCCGGCGACCUGGGCGCUCUGCUUGCCUCAGCGACCUCUCCGGCUGCUGGCAGGACGAGCCACGGGUUGCACCUGGACGUCGACGACGGCGCUCUCGUGCUGGACUCGGCGGACCGGGACGUCUUUCCCCUUCCUUGUGUUGGAGAUCGGCGUGAUGCGCCCUGCGCGGGCAUCUUACCGCGUCGCGCUGCCGCUUGUGAUCGGAGGUUUGCAGAAGAGGGGCGCCCUCAAAAGCGUCCUUCGAGCUCUGAGCGUCUACGACUUUUCCACGGACGACGCCGCCCGCAGGCCCUUUGAUGCCUCCCGCGUUCGGGUCGUUCGUGACGGCGGCGUUCGCCCCGAGCCAGUCGGCGCAGUGGUCGGGCCUGACGCUCGGCCAAUGGCGGCUGAUCCCUGGAAUUGGAUUUUCAGGACUCCAACUGAUGAAAACAGGAUCGCAGCGGAGGCAACGGCGAAGCCCUACCUCGACCCCGUGCUGCGCGACCCGCGUCACAUGAGCGCUCUCGUGAAUAAGCUGAACGACGCGGGGAUGCUGUCCUUUCGCCGCCGAGCGCGCUGCUUCGCGGGCGCCUUCACGGUGAUAAAGAAGGACGGGCACCACUUAAGGCUCGGUCUGGACUGCAGGCCCGCGAACGUUUUGCACCGCGAUCCUCCGGUCAGUCAGCUAGCGACGGCAUCGGCCUUGGCGGGCCUCGUGUUGAGGGACGGCGAGACCUUGGCUACGGAGCACGACGCCGCGGGCCGUCCGUUAGACAUGCCCUUCUCAGGCGCGGACUUGACCGACGGCUACUUCCAGUUCGAGUUUGAGGAGGUUGCCGGCUACUUCUGCCUGGCCCACAAGGUGCGGGCGAGCGACUUCGGCGUCACGAAGCCCGGCCUUCCCAUCCUCGCGCCGUACGUGGGCAGCGCCUUCUUGAUCUGCUGGGACCGCGAGGACGCCUCAGAGUGCUUCGGAUACCUGUUGGAGGAGCUGAAGCGACGGGGCUUCGUGUGGCGGGACGAGAUCUGCGCCGAGCGGGACGUCGUGCAGGUACGACGCCUAGUGGGCCACCUGGUCAAUCAUUUUAUGCUGUUCCCGCCUGUCAUGUCUGUCUUGCACGAUGUGUGGCGCUGGCUCUCCGAGCACACGGAUCAGGUCGCAGAGCUGACCCCGGCAGUGAUUGGCGAGUUGCAGACGGCAGCGGGCCUUGUGCUCAUCACCCGACAUCGUGUUCGCCUGAAGACGGCGACUACGGUGUUCUGCUCCGACUCCAGCGGGGCGGGCUACGCGCUGCACGUCGGCCGGUUUUCGGAGCGGGAGGUGCUGGGCGCGAUCAGGUGGCGGGAGCACUGGCGAUUCAAGACCAUCGAGGAGUGCGCGCAGGACGACACCACGGACUCCGACCCUUUCCCCAGCUCCAUCGCCGCGGACUCGGCCUCGCUCGCCCCUGCCUUCGAGGAGGAGCUGGGCUUUGGCGAGGUGGGGCCAGCGGAGUUAACGACCUCUACGCGGAGCGCGGGCUCUUCGGCUGUGGUGUCGCGGCGGGCUACUCUGGGUGCCGACGCGCACGCCCUGCCGGAGCUCGCG